This is a messenger RNA of Ambispora gerdemannii, 1650 nucleotides long. The record is from the annotation of a GenBank genome assembly. NCBI's taxonomy places the organism in Eukaryota, Fungi, Glomeromycota, Glomeromycetes, Archaeosporales, Ambisporaceae.
AUGCCACAAGUCACGGUCGAACAGAUUUACAAGGCCUAUUCCGAAAUCCAGGAAGCUGGAGAGAACGCUUCUGAAAAAAAAGACGCUUACCAGAUCUUAAUUGAUGGUGCUCAUGGACCCACGAGUUCCAAGCGUUUGUCUGCGCGAUUAAUUCCAACCUUUUUCAAGCAUUUUCCAGAGUAUUAUGAAACUGCGAUAGAUGCCUUAUUUGAUUUGUGCGAAGAUACUGACUUGAACGUGCGUCUCGAAGUAAUUAAAGCAAUGCCUAAUGUAGUGAAACAACUUAAAAACUAUUCGGAAAGAAUUGCUGACGCGCUAUUACAACUACUUCAAAAUGAGAGUGCACAAGAGAUCGCCGCAGUAAAGAAAGCCUUAGAGACAGUCAUUAGAAGUGAUCCGCAACGAGCCAUUAGAGUCAUAUUCGCACAAACGAUGAACGGAUCAGUAGAAGCGCGUAAUCGAACUAUCAAAUUUUUGGCUCAUGAUUUAAACCAAUUCAAAGGCGAUUUAUUUGAGCAAGAUAAAGAACUAGAGCAAAUUUUUGCUAAUGAAUUAAAAAAGGCUUUACGACCCGCUGAAGUACCUGAAUUCGAGACUUUCUUCAAGAUGCUUAUAUCAUUGCCAAUGUUUGAAAAUAAUCAAAAGAACAAUGAAAACUUGUUACAGGAGUUGUUUAUUUCUGUCACCGAAGAUGGAAAAUUUGAUCUCUCGGACGAAAAAAAAGUGCAAAAAUUGUUCUCGUGCGGAAAAGCAGCAUCGCAAAUACUUCUUAAAGGAGUACCCAGCACUUCAUUCCUCAUCUUUUUAUCUGAAAAUGUACUGCCUGUCGAUAUAUUCUCAAAGUUUAAUGAAAAACAACAAAGAACAAUAUUACGCUUCCUUGCUGAAUGUGCCGCGGCAAAACCAGAUGAAGCAAAAUUAAAAGAUGUUGUUCCGUUGGUUAAGCAAUUACUCUAUAAUGAAGUUCCUCAAGCGACUACAGAUGCAAGUGCGAAGCCACCAGCACUCGAUUUGUCUCGAGUAGAAUACAUAAUCUAUGCGUUAUAUAAUUUCGAUGCAAAGGUUCCAGAUUUAAUCGAUAACGACGAAGUGUCUUCAAGGCUUCGACAUGUGUAUAUGGAAACUCAAAAAACGCUUAGUAGUAUCAAAUUAGGAUUGAUUGAUUUAGAAAAGCGCUCACCUAAAGAUCCAGAAACCCUUGAAAGAAUUAAAAAAUGCAAAAAUGGCCAAGCCAUGACGGAAAACAUUUUCUCGAUGGUUAAGGAGCUUUUAAAACCAUCCAAAUUCCGAACCUAUCCAAAGAUUAUACUUUCUUGGCAGAAGAUGUCAGCAUCUUCCGCUCAAAAUCAAUCUUUAUCGAAAACAAAAGUAACAAAAGCCAACACACCCACAUCAUCGCCGUCGCUAUCACAAUCUACUUCGUCUCCACAAAAACGGCCAGCAUCAGCGGUACAAGUGACAUCGGUAAACAUAAACAAUAAAAAACCGAGGAUCAAUAAUCCAUCAAACAUAGGAACUCAAAGCACCAAUAUAACAACUACAAUAAGAAAUAAUUUUCGAGUAGUCGGUGGUCCAACCACCCAAUGGUGGAAAUUCGUCGAAUACACGUCGAAUAUUCCACGGGAGCAACGCUCAAAUCCAAAAGAAUGA